AUGAAAUUGUUGUCUUCGUUGCAUUAUGCUAUUAUAUCUUCGUCGCAAGCCGGCACUGUGCCCACGGUCUUCAAGAGGGCUUCGGUCAACGACGUCGCAACGGUCGGGUACGCGACGUUGAACGGCGGAACGUCAGGAGGCUCAGGCGGUCCUGUCACAACUGUUUCCACACUCGACGAGCUCACUGCAGCUGUGGCUGGUGAUGACCCCAAAGUUGUCAUCGUCCAAGGCACAAUCACAGGUGGCGAUGUUGUCGAAAUAGGAUCAAACACCUCCGUUCUCGGUGCGUCAGGUGCAACCCUCGUUGGCGUUGGCCUGCGAGUUCUCGAGAAGGAGAAUGUCAUCAUCCGUAACUUAAUCAUCCAGAAGGUCCUUGCGCCAGGCGACAACAUCGGUAUCCAACAAGCAAACAAUGUCUGGGUUGACCAUGUCGAUUUGAGCUCUAACUAUACGUUUAAUAAUAAUAUCAACAGCUACGAUGGCUUGCUAGAUAUCACGCACGGAUGUACUGGUGUCACCGUCACGAACAGCUUCCUCCAUGAUCACUGGAAGGCGUCCCUCAUCGGACACUCAGACAGUAACGGAGCGCAGGACAAAGCAAUCACCGUCACCAUGGCUAACAACUACUGGUUGAACCUGAACUCGCGCACGCCUUCAUUCCGAUUUGGAACAGGGCAUAUCUUCAAUAGCGUCUUUGACGACAAUGACGAUGGUAUUAAUACCCGUGAUGGCGCACAGCUGCUUGUAGAGAACAGUGUCUGGUCGGGAGCGACAAAGGCCAUCAAGAGUACUGAUGAUGGCUUCGCUGUCUCGGAAAACAACGAAUUUAAUGGUGCGACGGAUACGGCAGCCACUGGCACGUUCACGGACCCACCAUACGACUUUUCGUUGAUUGAUGUGGACAGCGUGCGGGAUGCCGUAGUUGGUACUGCAGGUGCUACUUUGGAUUUCUCCGCUUAA
This is a messenger RNA of Fomitiporia mediterranea MF3/22, 960 nucleotides long. Its product is annotated as polysaccharide lyase family 1 protein. The record is from RefSeq and is a predicted model, not a curated record. Lineage: Eukaryota; Fungi; Basidiomycota; Agaricomycetes; Hymenochaetales; Hymenochaetaceae. The transcript has 9 exons. Gene Ontology annotation, molecular function: pectate lyase activity. The coding region runs from base 1 to 960 and encodes 319 amino acids.